Molecule: messenger RNA, 2597 nt
Organism: Pygocentrus nattereri (red-bellied piranha)
Lineage: Eukaryota; Metazoa; Chordata; Actinopteri; Characiformes; Serrasalmidae
Product: SUMO-conjugating enzyme UBC9-like
Exons: 7
Coding region: 367-843 (158 amino acids)
Biological process (GO): protein sumoylation
Cellular component (GO): nucleus
Molecular function (GO): SUMO conjugating enzyme activity
Source: RefSeq, a predicted model, not a curated record
GCUAACUAGUUGCCCCAUAUUAUGCCUGAAGGGACCUGAAACCGAAAGGCAGGCAGCUCGCUCCAGGCUUCCUCGUCAAACAAGCUGUUAUAUAUUCUCUCAGGUUCAUUAAAAUCCAUCUUCGACUGCCUCAAUCGGAAGAUUUUAAACAUUCACGCUGUUUGAGGCAGAUGCUUUCUUACUGGCUAAAGCUAACGGCUAUAACUGCUAUCCAGUCGCAGCUACAGAUGUUCUCGUGUACUCUGCGGGCAUUUAAAUUCAUUUUAAUUCGCUGGUGAUUUGAAAAACCGAGGCAGUUUGUUCUCAUCUGGCUAGUGGGAGUCAUUUUUGUAGUCCAUUUGCUGUUACUAGGGGCGCCAAUGAGUCAUGUCUGGCAUUGCUCUGAGUAGGCUGUCUCAGGAGCGCAAAGCCUGGAGGAAAGAUCACCCGUUUGGCUUUGUUGCUGUACCAACCAAGAACCCAGAUGGCACUAUGAAUCUGAUGAACUGGGAGUGUGCCAUCCCGGGAAAGAAAGGGACACUUUGGGAAGGAGGCUUGUACAAACUGAGAAUGCUCUUCAAGGAUGACUACCCAUCAUCCCCUCCUAAAUGUAAGUUUGAGCCUCCGAUUUUCCAUCCGAAUGUCUAUCCAUCAGGCACAGUCUGUCUGUCCAUACUGGAGGAGGAGAAGGACUGGAGACCAGCCAUCACCAUCAAACAGAUUUUACUGGGCAUCCAAGAGCUGCUGAAUGAACCCAACAUACAGGACCCAGCACAGGCUGAGGCUUACACCAUCUACUGUCAGAAUAGGAUGGACUACGAGAAGCGAGUGAGGGCUCAAGCCAAAAGAUUUGCUCCAGCAUAGAGCUUUGCCUCCACAGUCUACAGUUUGGACUCUGCAGCAAGAUGGAGCACAUCUGUGUUCUGCUCCUAGAAUUGGAACCAUGAAUAGAACAUCAAUCCUGAUUCUGUUUGAGAACUCUCAUUUUAUUGUGUAUCAAAAGGUUUGAGAACUUCUUAAGUGUAUGUUCUGGUUUUACAGUCUGAGUUGCGUUUGGAUUUCUUCGGUUUGGCUUUGGGAGAAGCCUGAAUAUGACCUGAAGUCAGUACACAAUACAGACUUUGAAGCUGUGUAAAUAAACGGUCUUCUACAACAGGGACUAGAUUGGAUAAACUUCAGAAGAAACAAUGUGGACGGCAGUGGUUUUAUUAUUUGGUUCAACAGCCACUGGUAAAGUUGCCAGUGGAUCAUAUCUUUAUUGGAUAGCACCAACAAACGUGGAAGGAGGAUUGGCUAUCGGCAGCUGGUCUUGUACAGUAUGUGUUUGGUUUUUUUUUGAUGGUUGACAUCAGCAUUUAAUUUGGGAAUUGUUUCAGAUCAGCUGUCAGUGGGCCACCAGUGGAAGAGAUAUCAAAGGAGUUUGUGUGUAAAUAUAUAAAUAUGGAGAUUUGUUUACUCUAAAGAUAUAUUAAAUGACAUGAAUAUACAUUUUGUGUGACUACAAUAAAUAUGACAAAUGUAUGAGUUGUAAAAUGUAUUAAUCUUUUUUUUAUUAUUUAAGGGAAGCAGUAUCAAUGAAUGAUACUGAUUUUAUGGUUAUGGAUUAAGCCUAGGCUUGGAUUAAAUUGUGAUGUCAGUGGUAUGAAUUCUCAUUAUGUGGAAAUCACAAUUUAAAAAGAGUGCAAUCUUCGUUAUAGCGUACAUUAUCAUCAGUGUUGCCUUGACAAGCUAUAAUUGGGGAAAUUGUACUUAAAAACGCUGAGCUUGGCAAAAAACAAGCCCGUACCUUCAUUUGUAGAAAAACAAUUACAUGUUUAAUUGCUGUCACCAUGUUAGUCGGAAAGACUCUAGUCAGAUAUUUUACCCCAAGUUGUUCAGCCCUAGUUUAAUCAUGAAAAAUCUCAUUUAAUCCUGGUUUAGGCUUAAUCUGGGUCUGGCAGAUCAACCCUAUACAUAAUAAAUGCAUUGUUUUGAGCUUUCUUGAUCUCAAAACAAUAUGUAAUGUAUUUAUUUUUAAUGUUUUCAUUUUAGAGUGUGUUUGCCAUGAAUAUAAUUUGUGCCAUAAAUAUCAAUUGUGUGACCUGAAUAAAUAUGACAUAUUGACUUGUAAAACUUUGAAAUUCAGUGUGAGGUUAAAGAACAGAAACUCAUCAUCCACGUAUUGUGACAUCAUUCUGUUGACCUGUACACUGUCUAUUAUUACAUUAUUCUGCCACUAUGACAUCACUGGAUGUGAGCAUGCUUUAGGUGCUUUAGAAAUCCUAUCAUUUAUUCAUGUGGAGCUCAUCUGCAGGUAAAGUUUCAGCAGACAAACACAAACUGCUGCCACCUCGCUAGAGACUAGGGUGAGUAAUUCCUUCUUAAGUUAUUUGUUUACAUUUUCAGAUUCAGAUUAAACUUUUAUAGUUAUGAUUUCUUACAGUUUUUUCCUCUCUCGUAGUCAGCAUCGUGGCUAGGCCCUGGGUAUGGGGUUACUGCCCUGAGAAUUUUUAAGAGCAAAUUUGCAUCAAGAGGUGAAUUUUGAGCAGAAACCAUUCAGAAUGUAGCCACAAUUUCACUGCCCCAAACUUGAUUUUGAACUUUCUAAUCAAAAACAAUAAAGAAUAUUGCUGGCUGUU